AUGGGUCUCAACUACUACGCCUCGUCGCCAACCGUGGUCCUGCCGCCCCAGCAACCGCAGGGCUACUUCUCCCACCACCAGAACACCGCCGCAUCACCAAUGGGUAAUUUCCGCCCCAAAUACCCUACUCCACCCUCGCUCAACUAUCUAGCCGCCGUCUCCAAUGCCACCGCUGGGCGCAAACGAUCCAUCGCCGACGUUGACGAGCCCGAGGAGAAUCUACCCGUCGGAUCCAUCGUCACUCAAGCACCUGCGAAACCGAAGCCCGAGCCUGUGUAUGGCCCAGGUAUGACGCUCAUCUACCCUGGCGAACCUGGCUAUGCAUUGGCUGCCGAGUCGCAAUCGGGCACCUGGUACGAAGAGAAGAUCGAAAAGGAAGAGAAGGCUGAAGCUGCUGCUCGCCCCAUUGCUAUAUCGCGCAAGUCGGUACGGAUGAGCCCGUCCGCCAAUGUCGAAGUUCCCUCCCUCAACGACAUGGAUGCUCAGAAGACCGAAGAGCUUAUCGACGACAAUGGCACCACCAUCAACAAGCUCAUCUCGUCGCUUGGAGUGGGCUGGAAGAACGUCAUGUCCAACCCAAACCUCCGCGACGCUGCGCGCGCAUACUCGCGUGUCAUUGAACGUCAUUUCGACUUUACUGAUGUCCUCGUCAUGCUCGAGAAGGAAUCACUCAACGCGUACCUUGUUCGCGCAAAGCAACACGGCGUCCAAGGCUACUGGCUGUUCUCGGACAGCCUGCAAUGGUGCCAGCUUGUCGGCUGGUCACUAGAGCGCACCGUCAGCAACCUCAUGUUCGGUGCCACCCCUCGCGUCGAGGGCGAACGCAUCAAUGCUCGUCAGCUCACUCCUUCUUCACCUGCAUCAACACCUGCUGUACAGUCUGCUGUUGAGAUUCCCUCAACUAACGCAGACGUCGAUGCAAUGGAGAUGUAA
Messenger RNA from Bipolaris zeicola 26-R-13, 933 nucleotides. RefSeq lists its product as uncharacterized. Lineage: Eukaryota; Fungi; Ascomycota; Dothideomycetes; Pleosporales; Pleosporaceae. The transcript has a single exon. The coding region runs from base 1 to 933 and encodes 310 amino acids. The record is from RefSeq and is a predicted model, not a curated record.